AUGACUUGGAGCAGUUUGCCGAACUGCCUGAAGCUGCCGCUGCUGCUGCUGCCGCUGCUGCUGUUGCUGCUGAUCGGAUCUGGUGCCGCGCAGCAGUACAACGCAUCGGCGCUGACUGCGGUGGGCCCAGCGCCCAUUUCGCCCGUGCUGAAGCAGUCCCAGAACACGUUCGUUCAAUGGGUUCUAUCACUGCUGCCGCAGCGUCCCGGCGCUGCCACCGAGAGCGUCACAAUUGCCACGCUGAGCAGCUCGGCGACGACGCCCACUGCGACGCCAGCUGCGGCGUCGACAACCUCAACAACCGCAGCAACAACCACAACGACCACAGCAGCGCCCACAACAACGCGAAGGGCAACGACGCCGGCGCCACCGACGCUGAGUCCRCCGAGGAACUGCAGCGACUGCGUCUGCGGCGUGGCCAACAUCCAGAAGCGCAUCGUGGGCGGGCAGGAGACGGAGGUGCAUCAGUAUCCCUGGGUGGCCAUGCUGCUCUAUGGCGGACGCUUCUACUGCGCCGCCUCCCUGCUCAACGAUCAGUUCCUGCUGACCGCCUCGCACUGUGUCUACGGCUUCCGCAAGGAGCGCAUUUCGGUGCGCCUGCUGGAGCACGAUCGCAAGAUGUCGCAUAUGCAGAAAAUCGAUCGCAAGGUCGCCGAGGUGAUCACCCAUCCCAAGUACAAUGCCCGCAACUAUGACAACGACAUUGCCAUCAUCAAGCUGGACGAGCAUGUGGAGUUCAACGAGGUGCUCCAUCCCGUCUGCAUGCCGACGCCCGGUCGCAGUUUCCGGGGAGAGAUCGGCGUCGUCACCGGCUGGGGCGCCCUCAAGGUGGGUGGGCCCACCUCAGACACGCUGCAGGAGGUUCAGGUGCCCAUUUUGUCGCAAGACGAGUGCCGCAAGAGCCGCUACGGCAACAAGAUCACGGACAACAUGCUCUGCGGCGGCUACGACGAGGGCGGCAAAGACUCCUGCCAGGGCGACAGCGGCGGCCCCCUGCACAUCGUGCCCAAUGGCACCAGAGAGUAUCAGAUCGCUGGCGUCGUUUCGUGGGGCGAGGGCUGCGCCAAGGCUGGCUAUCCAGGUGUCUAUGCGCGAGUGAAUCGCUACGGCACCUGGAUCAAGAACCUCACCAAACAGGCCUGCCUCUGCCAGCAGGAGACCAAGAAGAUCAAGUAAUUUGGUGCAGAGCUCUCGCAGUAC
Molecule: messenger RNA, 1200 nt
Organism: Drosophila arizonae
Lineage: Eukaryota; Metazoa; Arthropoda; Insecta; Diptera; Drosophilidae
Gene: tpr
Product: tracheal-prostasin
Biological process (GO): proteolysis
Molecular function (GO): serine-type endopeptidase activity
Source: RefSeq, a predicted model, not a curated record